Molecule: messenger RNA, 924 nt
Organism: Manihot esculenta (cassava)
Lineage: Eukaryota; Viridiplantae; Streptophyta; Magnoliopsida; Malpighiales; Euphorbiaceae
Product: chlorophyll a-b binding protein 6, chloroplastic
Exons: 4
Coding region: 113-844 (243 amino acids)
Biological process (GO): photosynthesis, light harvesting in photosystem I; response to light stimulus
Cellular component (GO): membrane
Source: RefSeq, a predicted model, not a curated record
AAUUUAGAUUUUGCCUGCAUCUUCAAUUUCCAUAUACUUGUAAUCUCUUUCACUUCUCAUUCUCCUCCACUUCUUCAUCCAUUCUCAACAAACUCAGUUUCAGAUUCUGAGAAUGGCCACUAACACAUUGAUGAGUUGUGGCAUUGCCACUGCCUUCCCUUCUCUUCUCUCUUCUUCUAAGUCCAAAUUCUCCUCUUCACUCCCUCUUCCUAGUGUCAAUGGCUUCUCUCGUUUCACCAUGUCUGCUGAUUGGAUGCCCGGCCAGCCCCGCCCUCCUUAUCUCGACGGCUCCGCUCCUGGUGACUUUGGGUUCGACCCCCUUCGGCUAGGUGAGGUUCCUGAGAACCUUGAGAGAUUCAAGGAGUCUGAGCUCAUCCACUGCAGAUGGGCUAUGCUUGCUGUUCCUGGAAUCCUAGUACCAGAGGCCUUGGGAUUAGGCAACUGGGUGCAGGCACAAGAGUGGGCUGCAGUUCCUGGUGGUCAAGCAACCUACUUGGGCCAACCAGUUCCAUGGGGAACACUUCCAACCAUUUUAGUCAUUGAGUUCCUUGCCAUUGCCUUUGUUGAGCAUCAACGCAGCAUGGAGAAAGAUCCUGAGAAGAGAAAGUACCCUGGUGGUGCUUUUGAUCCUUUGGGCUACUCCAAGGACCCUGCAAAGUUCCAUGAAUACAAGGUCAAAGAAAUCAAGAAUGGUCGGCUAGCUUUGUUGGCUUUUGUUGGGUUCUGUGUGCAACAAUCAGCUUACCCAGGAACUGGACCAUUGGAGAACUUGGCAACUCACUUGGCUGAUCCAUGGCACAACAACAUUGGGGAUAUUAUCAUCCCCAGAACGCUUUCGCCUUGAAGAGAAAUUUAGUUAAUAUAUUCAAUUCACUGUAAAAUUCCCAUAUAACCAUCUGUAAUGAAACAGAAAUUUCCAUCUCA